Silurus meridionalis is the source of this 4472-nucleotide messenger RNA. RefSeq names its product integrin, alpha 10 (gene itga10). Gene Ontology annotation, biological process: integrin-mediated signaling pathway; cell-matrix adhesion; cell adhesion mediated by integrin. Bases 495 to 4010 code for a protein of 1171 amino acids. The record is from RefSeq and is a predicted model, not a curated record. Gene Ontology annotation, molecular function: integrin binding. NCBI's taxonomy places the organism in Eukaryota, Metazoa, Chordata, Actinopteri, Siluriformes, Siluridae. Gene Ontology annotation, cellular component: integrin complex; external side of plasma membrane. The transcript is spliced from 31 exons.
ACUAGAGAGGGACAGGAGUAGCGUCAUAAUCAGCUAUAGAACUGUAAGCAUCAGUUACAUCAUUACACCUCAGAACUAAGUAGAUCAGAUCAGCAUUUUGGACUUGGACUCAACACCAGUGGAACCAGUCAGUAGUGUGUGUGUGUGUGUGUGUGUGUGUGUGUGUGUGUGUGAGGAAGUCACUGUCCGUCCUGUCGCUUUAAUGGGACCUACAUAAAGCCUCUGUUCUUCACAACAGGUGCUUAAUCUGAGUUUGUGCUGUUCUUCAGGCACUUUCAGCUUUCCGUGUGUAGGGAAAAGGCGGUGUGUAACGGGGGAUUGAGUGUGUACGCUGCGCACAGCUGGAUCUGAAGGUGAGUCGCGCGCGCUGGCAUGGCGUUGCAUAGUGCACAGGCUGCAAGUUGAUCAAGACGGAGAAGAAAAAAGACGUGAAAAAACGUAAAAAAAAAAACACUCGAAGACGAAUCGAAAAGACUUCGCCUGGCUUGGAGAAAAUGGAGAAACGCGAGUGCCUGCUCUUACUAAAAAUCAUCGUUCUGCUCAAAGGAGUUUGUCAAUGUUUUAACAUUGAUGUGAGCCAGCCACGCAUCUUCAGUGGUGCAGAGGACACUCUGUUUGGGUUCUCUGUGCUACAGCACAAAGCUGGGGGAGAGAAACCGACGAUGUUGGUUGGUGCUCCAUGGGAUGGUCCACCUAAAAACAGAAAGGGGGAUGUUUACAAAUGUACAGUAGGAGAGGAGCUGAAUUCCAAUUGCUCAAAAGUGAAUCUAGCUGACAAUGCAUUUCAGAAUGUGUCACGGAAUCUAAAAAACUCUCACUUGGGCAUGACGCUUACACCGGAUAAUCAAAACGGAUUUCUGGCCUGCGCCCCACUUUGGUCUCAGGAGUGUGGCACAUCUCUCUUCAGCACAGGGAUCUGCGCGUCUGUCGACAAUGACCUAGAACCUAAAAUGACCAUCGCCCCCACAGCACAAAGAUGUACCACCUAUAUGGACAUAGUAAUAGUCCUUGAUGGUUCCAACAGUAUCUAUCCUUGGUCUGAAGUGCAGAACUUUCUCAAGAACAUCCUCAGCAAGUUCCACAUCAGCCCAGAGCAGAUGCAGGUGGGCAUACUGCAGUAUGGAGAGAUUGUAGUUCAUGAGUGGUCUCUUAAGGACUAUCAGUCUACAGAGGACGUGGUGGAAGCUGCCAAAAACAUUAAUCGACAGGAAGGGCGAGAGACUCGCACCGCAGAGGCGAUAAAGAUGGCCUGCACAGAGGCAUUCAGUGCCGAAAGAGGAGCCAGAGAUGGAGCCACAAAGGUGAUGAUUGUGGUGACAGAUGGAGAGUCACAUGAUGGUGAUGAGCUUCCUGAUACUCUGGUUGAGUGUGAAAAUCGCAAUAUAACCAGAUACGCUAUUGCUGUUUUGGGUCACUACAUUCGUAGACAGCAAGACCCAGAGACGUUUAUCAAUGAGAUUAAAUCCAUUGCCAGCGAUCCUGAUGAAAAAUACUUUUUUAAUGUCACGGAUGAAGCGGCAUUGAAUGACAUUGUAGAUGCACUUGGAGAUCGGAUUUUUAGUUUGGAAGGGACAUUGGGAUUUAAUCAAAGUACAUUCCUCAUGGAGAUGUCACAAAUUGGCUUCUCAACACACAUUUUAAAUGAUGGGAUCUUGUUUGGCAUGGUGGGAGCCUAUGAUUGGGAGGGAGGGGUUUUGAAGGAGGGUAUUGAUGGAAGCAUUACACCCCCUCGAGAAGCCUUUGAAGAAGAAUUUCCUGUGAAGCUAAAGAAUCAUGCUGCAUACCUAGGUUAUACUGUGUCCUCAGUGACAGUAGGUGAUUGGAAGAGACUCUAUGUAGCUGGGGCACCCAGGUUCAAACACAAAGGAAAGGUCAUUUUGUUUGACCUGAGUCUAGAUGGAGAUGUCAACAUCACACAGGCUAUUGAAGGAGAGCAGAUCGGCUCCUAUUUUGGCAGUGAGGUGUGUGUGGUAGAUGUAGAUCAGGACGGUAUAACAGAUAUUCUCCUGAUUGCGGCCCCUAUGUUCCUGGGAGCAGGAAACAGAGAAACUGGCAAAGUCUAUGUCUACUGUCUAGAUGGGAGUGGUUUUGCACCGAAUGGGACCUUGUAUUCUCAGCAGAAAGCCCAAGAUGCUCGGUUUGGUUAUGCCAUGGCUGUGGCUCCAGACCUCAACUAUGAUGGCUUUUCUGAUCUUCUAGUGGGUGCUCCACUGGAAGAUGAUCACCAGGGUGCGCUUUAUAUUUACCAUGGCGAGGAAUUCUAUAUAAAACCCCAUUACAAGCAGCGUAUCUCUGCCUCCUCUCUCUAUGCAGGCCUGCAGUAUUUUGGCCGCAGUCUGAGUGCUUUGUUGGAUAUGGAUGGAGACAAACUACUGGAUCUGGCUGUUGGAGCUCAUGGCAAUGCCAUCCUCCUCAGGUCUCGCAGCAUAGUGCAGAUCAACAUGAGUCUGUCCUUUCAGCCACAUUCCAUCAAUGUUAUACAAAAGAACUGCCACAAGGGCGGCCGAGAUUCAGCAUGUCUUAAUGCCACCGCCUGCUUCCGAGCCGUGUCCCGUUCCCCAGGCUCACAUGGCACAACUUUUGAUUUGCAAGUGGGAGCCAUGUUGGAUGACAGAAAAUUGUCUGCACGUGCGUUGUUUGAUACUAACUCUCAGAGACAGAUUCUGACAGGAGUCAGAGUCGAAGUAGGAAAGUCUGUAUGCCACAUGCUGCCCUUCCAUGUAUUUGACACAGCAGACUACAUCCGACCAAUCAGUUUCUCCCUGAACUUCAAAAUCAAUGACACAGAUAGUGGCCCAGUGCUCGAUGAAGGCUGGCCAACCACACUUAAACAAACUAUUCCAUUUUAUAAAGACUGUGGCGAAGAUGAUGUGUGUGUUACAAACCUGGUUUUGCAAGCUCACAUGGACGUCAAAGGUACAAGGCAGCAGCCUUAUGUGAUCCGCAGUCCUCGAAGACGCCUGGCUGUGGAGGUUCAGCUUCACAACCAGUUAGAGAAUGCCUAUAACACCAGCCUCAUUAUUUAUUACUCCAAAAACCUACACUUUAGCAGCCUGAGUAUACGAGAGGAUGGCCAAUUUAAAAUUGAGUGCACUGGAUUGAGUCCCAACAUUCACUCAUGCAAUGUCAGCUAUCCAGUCUUUCGCUCUGGGUCUAUGGUGAACUUUAUGUUGGAAUUUGAAUAUAGUUGCACAUCUCUUAUCAGUAAAGUUCAACUGAAGAUUGUAGCAACAAGUGACAGUGUUGAGCAAGAGAACACUCUGUCAGACAACACCGUUCAGUUACAGAGCAUAGUUCAGUAUGAGCCUGAUCUCUUCAUCACCAGUGGUUCGAAUCUAAACCGCUAUGAGGUCCAUCCAACCAGAACUGUAUCAGAGGGGACAGGCCCUGAAUUUUACACAAACUUCAAGGUACAGAAUCUAGGCUGUUACACGGUCAACAAUCUGGAGCUGAGUGUUAGUUUACCCUCUGUAGCUGGUGCAGACAGAGCUUUCGCUUCUGUAGUUGAGGCUUUCUCUCACAAUAGCUCUGGUGUGAACUGCAGUAUUAAGAGCGAAUUAGCGCAGCUGAAAGCUGCACAGAGACACGUGCGUCCGCUACAUCCUGAUGACAUGAAGAAAAAUGAAUUUUUAAACUGCAGCUCUUCUUGGUGUGUGGAGGUCACGUGUCAUAUCCACCAGCUGCUGAAGGGACAAGCAGCUGUUAUUCGCAUCACUAGAAGGGUGCAUGACAGCUUCUUCAGACAGGCUAUGUUCAAAACUGUGAUGAUCGUUGGCUCCUACAACCUGUCAGCUCAGGAGUCUAAUCUGCUCACACUGGGUAAUGCUGGUCUUUGGAGGGAGACUGUGCUGGAGGUAUUGAAGGGUCGUUCGAUUCCAAUUUCUCUGUGGAUCCUAAUUGGCAGUAUCAUCGGAGGGUUGCUUCUGCUAGCACUUAUCAUUUUCAUACUUUGGAAGCUGGGCUUUUUCACAAGAAAACAGAUUAUAGAUGACGAGGACCAUGAGGACUGAGUUUCACUUCCACUGAAGCACUGACUUGAUGGGUCUAAUAUGGUGAUCUAAUAGUGCACAGUGUAAAAAAAAAUGGACUCCUUUCCUUCCUCUGGGAGCAGAACAUUUACCUAUUAUACCUGCUCAAUGUCUCGGAGAGAAAUGAGCGCUGAAAACAGUAUUGGAUUACAGGAAGCAGAAAUGUCUUGAGUGUGAGCACUAUGUGAAUAAAGCAGGCAAUGAGUUGAGAAUUUUAGCUCUGCUGAGAAGUCAAAUGAAAGAUCUCAAGCAGGCUUCCUGGGGCACUGUAAUGAAUGAGCUUAAUAUAGCUACACUGAGGCACUGCUAAUACCAGGCUGUAUUUGGAUUGCAGAGGCGGGUGGGGAGGGUGAGGAAGUGCAAUGAAGUGCACUAUUCAGACAUAUGGUGCAAGAGGUGUAAUUCAAAUCAUAUUUGCUGUGUUUAUCUGCAUACAAAAACGUU